GUGCUGAUUAAUGACUACUGGGAAUUAGAAUUAGUGGUCGGGAUCCUCAGCCACUAGGCUCCCAAUGAUGCUGCCCCACUGACCACACACGCUCUGGGUUACUACGACGACGAGCAGUCUCACUCCACAUCGGAUCAGGAAUCUCUGUGUGACUCCCAGGAUGUGAACUCUACCAGGACCGAGUUUCACAGUGGUCAGCCUUCAACACCUCUGACCAUUAUGCUGCGUCCGCAAGAUAUUGUUCAGGAAUAUCAGCCUAAGCUGCUUAGUAGGAGAAGACCUUCAGAGACCGGCCCAGCCCCCGCCCCCCCGCUCGGUCCCCCCAUACCCUCCGAUGCGUAGAGCGGAUAACAAGUCCCCCUCCCCCCCCUCCCCCCCCUCCCCCCCCCUCCCUCCCCCCGUCUAAUCCGCAAAUCAUCCAAUGAAAAGUAAGAUCCACAAAAAAGUGUAUCCUCCUAUUCUGGGAAAAGAAGGAAGCGGCACACUGAAGUUAGGGCUAACUGGGCUAAUGGGCCCACUCCACCUUGAGAGGAUUCAACUCAUCAUUAAGGACAAUCUUUUAAGUCUUUGAAAAUAUUUGGCAGCCUUUGGUUUCUUAUCUUGCAGGACAAGGCGAGUCUUGAAUGCUGUCUGGGGAGGGUUGUUGGUAGGGGGAUUAAGGCCUUUUUUUAUUUUAUGUCUUUUUGUUUAAAAGGAGCACUGUUAUAAUGACAAUCUCGUGGCUUGAUGUUUUGAAAUGACGCCUCAUAAUAAAAACACCUGAAACAAGAAGUAAGAUCCGAACCUGAGACAAAGAUGGCCGUCCUGAGGGUGACGUUCACCAAGUUCCGGCGCGACAAGCUGGCCCAGGUGCUGUGGAUCCUGAACUGGGUUUCCGUGGUGACGGGCCUGCUCCUCUUCAGCCUGGGGCUCUUCCUCAAGGUGGAGAUCAAUAAGCGCUGGGAGCUGAUGGCAGAGCAGGACGUCCACCAGGUGCCCAACAUGCUGAUCGCCGUGGGCCUGGUGGCCUGCGCCAUCAACUUCCUGGGCGGCAAGAUCUGCUACGACUGCGUGGACAGCUCCAAGUUCCUGCGCUGGAAGCUCAUCCUGCUGCCCUACAUCGUGUGCACCUUCUUCUUCACCUUCUCCGUGCUGGCUGGCGCGCUGCUGUGCUACGGCAUGCGGGGCCAGCUGGAGCAGGCCCUGACGCUGGGCCUCACCCAGGCCAUGCGCUUCUACAAGGACACGGACACGCCGGGCCGCUGCUACCUCAAGCGCACCGUGGACCUCCUGCAGAUGGAGUUCCAGUGCUGCGGCAACGCCGGCUACAAGGACUGGUUCUACAUCCAGUGGGUCAGCAACCGAUACCUGGACAUGUCCCAGAAGGAGGUGGUGGAUCGUCUGAGGAGCAACGUGGACGGGCAGUACCUGGUGGACGACGUCCCGUUCAGCUGCUGCAACACCCUCUCCCCGCGGCCCUGCAUCCAGGAGCACAUCUCCAACGCCACGGCCCACUACAACUACGAGCCGCAGACGGAGAGCCUCAACCUGUGGAUGCAGGGCUGCCGCCAGGCCCUGCUCAGCUACUACACACACAUCAUGCAGUCCAUCGGCCUCACCGUCCUCAUCAUCUGGCUCUUCGAGCUGUCCGUGCUGACGGGGGUGCGCUACCUCCAAACCUCCCUGGAGAACGUGCUGAAGCAAGGGGACCCCGACUGUGAGUCGGAGGGCUGGCUGCUGGAGAACAGCUUCGCGGAGACGGCUCGCUCCAACCUCAACAUCAUCAAGAACCUGGGCAAGUGCAACCAGAUCGACACGGCAGAGAACGGCGACCGCAACCUCAACGUCCCCCCCUGCACCCCCUCCCCGGCCCGCUACGGCCCCGACAACAUGCCGCCCACUGAACAGGCCAAGGGCAGCUAACAUGGGCUGAUGUUUACAAAGACUGGGGCCCCUCCACGAGCAGGUCAACACACUGGGCUACUGAACCCAGUAGGUCAACACACUGGGCUACUGAACCCAGCAGGUCAACACACUGGGCUACUGAACCCAGCAGGUCAACACACUGGGCUACUGAACCCAGCAGGUCAACACACUGGGCUACUGAACCCAGCAGGUCAACACACUGGGCUACUGAACCCAGCAGGUCAACACACUGGGCUACUGAACCCAGCAGGUCAACACACUGGGCUACUGAACCUAGCAGGUCAACACACUGGGCUACUGAACCCAGCAGGUCAACACACUGGGCUACUGAACCCAGCAGGUCAACACACUGGGCUACUGAACCUAGCAGGUCAACACACUGGGCUACUGAACCCAGCAGGUCAACACACUGGGCUACUGAACCCAGCAGGUCAACACACUGGGCUACUGAACCCAGCAGGUCAACACACUGGGCUACUGAACCUAGCAGGUCAACACACUGGGCUACUGAACCUAGCAGGUCAACACACUGGGCUACUGAACCUAGCAGGUCAACACACUGGGCUACUGAACCCAGCAGGUCAACACACUGGGCUACUGAACCUAGCAGGUCAACACACUGGGCUACUGAACCUAGCAGGUCAACACACUGGGCUACUGAACCCUUCCGCGACCAGCAGGUCAACACAUUUCCUUUACAUCAUGUGUUUUUAUAUUUAUAUUUGAGUGGUUUAGGUUUUGACAACAGGGGGUUUGGUGUUACACCCCAUUGGCCUUUUAGCCAUAGAUCAAAAUAGGUGGUAACGUUUGGAUUAAGAUCGAUAUUGUUCACCCACUCUUGUUUUGUUAUUUUACAAUUCUCUGCAGAACUGUAACUCCUUAAAAUACAUCUCAUGGCCUACAAAGCAUAAGUGUCUCCACCCACAGCUGUCUUUAGCAGCAGAUGCACGCUGCCUGUAUGAGGAAGAAGUGUUAGUGAGGACUGGUUGUUUUUAAUAGGGUAGUUGUUCUGUAAUACCAAUCACACAUUGAGUGAUGUCUACAGGAGAUAGGGUUAUGACAGCCACAGCCUCCACUGCAUCACUUGUUUGAUAUAAACAUUAUCCAACAAAAAACGGUAAACAUAUUUUAUGAGAAUCAAAAUGGCCUUUCGGAGAAUCUGCCUUAGGACAACGGGGAACUGCAGAAAAAGAAAAAAUACAGAAAUGAAUUGAAGAUUAUGGAUCCAAAUGGUAGCUCCACUCUGGCACAUACCAAACACAAAUAACAGAUGUUUAAAUGUUUUAUGGAACUCGAUAAGUGUUGGUUAUGAACUGUUGUUUCUGCUCUAAUAAAUCUUUAAAGAUCCCAUAUCAUGCUUUUUUAUGGUUAAUGAUUGCAUUUGUGGGUACUAGAGUAGAGAAUAGGGUUUCCUUCCUGAAUGUUAAAAAUACCCCUUAUUGUUCUCACUGUUCAUUCCUGCAAAACCAAUUUCAGCGUCUAUCAAAAACGUUCCGGUGAUCAGCUGCCAGGAAGUGAUUUCAGCCGCGGGAGCGCGCACAGCCUGUUAAAGCUAGGCUAUAUCGCCUCGAAACGUGAGUGCGGCAGCAAAGUCUGAUCCGUACUAGUCAAUAGCACUACAGGACUAUUGUCCGCUGUAUUAACACAGAUAUGUAUUUUAAGGUGACAAGACAUCGACGUUGUACAGGGAUCGACGUCUGAUCAGUCAUACUAGUCAAUAGCACUACAGGACUAUGUCCGCUGUAUUAACACCAGGGGCGAUUCUAGGUUGCAUAAACAUCUGGGGCUUAGCCCAGAGGAAAAAUAAAAGUAUCCCUUUGGGCAUACUAUUUUAUUUUAUUUUUUUGUCUGCUUUAUUGUGCAUGCAAAUUUUUUCUGGAUGCUUUACCUAAAUAAACAAAAAUACGCGGUUUAUUAUAGCUUUAAAUAGCUACCUGACUGCUUUGCU
Messenger RNA from Gadus macrocephalus (Pacific cod), 3853 nucleotides. Its product is annotated as photoreceptor outer segment membrane glycoprotein 2-like. The record is from RefSeq and is a predicted model, not a curated record. Gene Ontology annotation, biological process: visual perception. Bases 796 to 1902 code for a protein of 368 amino acids. Gene Ontology annotation, cellular component: membrane. NCBI's taxonomy places the organism in Eukaryota, Metazoa, Chordata, Actinopteri, Gadiformes, Gadidae. The transcript has 4 exons.